Molecule: messenger RNA, 1068 nt
Organism: Solanum lycopersicum (tomato)
Lineage: Eukaryota; Viridiplantae; Streptophyta; Magnoliopsida; Solanales; Solanaceae
Product: zinc finger protein 3
Source: RefSeq, a predicted model, not a curated record
AUGCUUUUAUACUUGCUAAAGAAGUUCUCAUUUAUCAGUGUGUCCUCAUUCAUAUAUAUAUUUUUGAGUAAAUUCACAUGACUCACGACCCUAUCAGAUAAUGUUAAAGAAUGACAAAAGUUUCACAUUGAUGGUUAUUGAAAUGGGUGGACUCCUGAAUAAUCCUUCUUUCUUUGACCUAACUUUUGGAGCGUGAGUUAGGCCUAAAACCUAAUUUCAGAGAUAAAGUCCCCACCUCCACAUGAAGUUUCCCACAUCAAAUCAUCAUGCGAUGUAACUUCCUUUCAAAGUUGAACCACCAUUUCCUAUAAUUCCCCCCUACCUAAUUCCCUAAAAUAGCACCAAUACAACAAGUAAAUGGACUCCCAAAAUCAAUCAGCGCAAGAUGAUAAACAGGAAAACAAUGGGCUCAUUUUAGAUUUAGAUCUAAGCCUCCUCUGUAACUGGGAAUUGAAGCCUACAGAUGAUCAAAUAAUCAAAACCACUAAUCACACUUGUGAUGGUGAAACAGAGCACCAGGUUUUUUCCUGUAACUAUUGCUACAGAAAUUUUUACAGUUCACAAGCACUUGGCGGCCAUCAAAACGCACAUAAAAGGGAACGAACUACAAUGGCGAAAAGGAAGCACAGUAUGGAUUCAAUUCCUAUUAUGCAUAGGCCUCCUCCUGCCAUUCAAGCACACUCCAUGACUCAUAAGCCAAACAUUUCAUCGAACACCUUCAGGGCACCCGCAAUUCCAACCUCAUUAUACAAUACACAUUCAGCUCCUAUGUGGUCGAAAAGGCGGCGGGAUCAGUUUCCGGUGAUCGGUCGCCCUGAAAGGAACAAGUUUUCUACAGUGGUUGGUUCUCAAGAGGAUUUGAAGAAACUGGAUUUGUCUCUCAAACUCUGAGACUUUUGAAUUAAAUAUUUUAGAUUUUUCGAAAUAUGUAUGAUCUAUUUUAUUGGAGCUUAAAUAUAUUUCUUUCCUUUGAAGUUGCUAUUGAAGUGGUUAAUAUGUUAAUGCAAACAUGUAGUAAUAUUGUACAUUGAUACAUACAAUAACAUAAAUAAGCAUUCAUAUGCGAAA